Messenger RNA from Haliotis rufescens (red abalone), 6086 nucleotides. RefSeq names its product resistance to inhibitors of cholinesterase protein 3-like. The transcript is spliced from 6 exons. Lineage: Eukaryota; Metazoa; Mollusca; Gastropoda; Lepetellida; Haliotidae. Gene Ontology annotation, cellular component: neuronal cell body; intracellular membrane-bounded organelle; neuron projection. Bases 218 to 1396 code for a protein of 392 amino acids. The record is from RefSeq and is a predicted model, not a curated record. Gene Ontology annotation, biological process: protein localization to cell surface; synaptic transmission, cholinergic.
CGGUUUCUAAUCAACGUCGCCGGAACGAACGGGAACCAGUCUAGGAACCAGCUCAUGAAGAGCGUUGCUUUUAUCGCAUGGAACUCUGGGUAGGAGAGUGGCCAGUUUGAUGCAUUUUCGUUGAGUGCCGUUUUGGAUAUAUCCGACCACAAAUCUGGACUUCCGGUUGACAACCAUCCCAACCGCUACCACCACCGUCAAAAGAGAAACAUUCAACAUGUCGUCGAUCAAAACCGUUGCUACCUUUGCUAUCAUCAUUGGCUGUUUUGCCGUGCUGUAUCCGAGGUUUCUUCAUCCAAUGAUGCUGCGGAUAUGUGGACUUCAGACAAAGAGUUCUGGUGACGUCUCAGAUACUCCCCCAGGACGAAAUAUACAUUCGGGAAUUCGUCCUGAAGACCGGCGUCCUCCACAUAUGGGACAUCAGGGUGGCGAUCACAGACAACACAUGAGGCCCGGUCCCCACCCUGGCAUGCGAGCAGCAGCAGAGAUGCAGCGACAGCAAACUCAGCAUGGAGCUGGGCGGGGCAUGAUGGGUAUUGUCCUGCCCAUGUAUGCCGUGGGCAUUGUCCUUUAUCUCGUCUAUACCUUAGUUAAGGUGUUUGGAAAGAAAGAUAAAGAGUUGGAAUCUGGUGGCAGCUGGGGCUGCCAGACUGACAAUCAGGCUGUCUACAACAAUCCCUUGUCAUCAACACCGCUAGACCCACUCAAAGCACAAGAUUUCAACAACCUAAUAAGCAAGGACAAGAAGAAGGAGCUUGAAAAUCUGUUGCUGAAGGCAGAUGAUAAAAGCAUCAGUGAAGCAGAGAUGAAGGAGUUACAGAGACGGCUAGAGGAGACAGAGACACAGAUGACACAAAUCCUUAAAGCCAUGCAGCUGGUACAGAACAAAGUGGUGGACCAUACCCAGGAGCAGAAAGGCAAAUCUCAAGACUCAAGCCAAGAUAUUGACAGUUAUGAGAUUGUCAACAAAGGUGGAAAGAUGAGCAAGAGUGAGAAAGACCAGGAGACAUCAACGGAGAGCAAUGCUGGUGCUCCUGAUACUGAUGGAGUGGACAGUGUAGGGGUGGAGGAAGCUGGCCACUGUCCCACAACACCUGAAAUAGGAGACAAAAUGCAGUCACACUGUGAAGGAGGAAACUCACAACUUGGAAAGGAUGGUAACACAGAGGAAGAGAACAAGGAGAGGGAAGAGAACAAGGAGGGGGGGGAGAACAAGGAGGGGGAAGAGAACAAGGAGGGGGAUGAGAACAAGGAGGGGGAAGAGAACAAGGAGAAGGAAGAGAACAAGGAGAAGGAAGAGAACAAGGAGGGGGAAGAUGUAAUACUACAGAGCAGAGAGGAUUCAGAUGAGAAGAAUGUGCGUCAUCGUCAAGUACCUCAGCCUCACCCACAAUGAAGCCAGUAAAGCCUUGAAUGUCACCCAUUAAUUAUUUCCCAAGUUCGUUUGUAAACACAUCAGUUUUUGAACUAAUCAAGUGACAAAAUAAAACCCAACAAACAGCCCAGAAAGUAUGAAAUCAUUAUGGCCUGGACACACCAAGACACUUCAAUCAUUAGGGGUGCACCCUCCAUAUACACUGUUUCAAGAUUUGAAUGAUGAAGGAUUAAUUGGAAGCUACACAGUACAUGUUCAAAUGUGCAGGUGUGAUUUAGAUUGUGGUUUCCAGGAAUUUCAUUUGGAACUGACGAUGUUACUACAACUGUAUUCCUUCUUAACCUAAUAUGUUACCUCUGAUAGUAGUCACUGCUGGUUAAUUUGAUAGAUGAAAGGGUUGAGCCCUUUAGACUAGAUCUACAAGUAUACAGCUGAUUUAAACGAUACAUGACUCGCCUGUUAGGUUCUUUAUGAAGUCAAGUCUUGUAAUCUAAUCAGUCUAUGAAUAAUACUUCUAAGAAAAUGUCACUGAUGUCAAACAAAAACCAGCAAGAAAUGAAACUAUUUGGAACUAUAAUGUCGAUUAAGGCCAUGUAUGGACAUUGAUAACCGAAUACAAUGACAAUUAUAGCUCAAUGUUUUUUAAACUUUUAGUAUUUGUGCUUGUGCAAUAUUUUACAGAAUCUCAUGGUCAUGUUACAGGCCUUCAGCUUGUACACAGAGGACCCAUGUGUGUCAUCUCUAGAGGUUGUCUUGCUAAGUGAGAUGACUAUAUUAAUAAGUACCAUCCUGUCCUGUUUAUCCAAUUAGCCAGAUACGUUGCAGAUUGCCAAAGUUGUGUUCCUGCUUCUUUUAGUAGCAUUGUAGUAGUUGUGGUUCUAGGUGGUGAGGAACUAUGUCUGUUUGACUUGUUUGUGAUGUGAAUAGAACAAGAUGUGCAAUAUGAACAAUUCCCAGUAAACAUUAUGCUGCCAUGAAUUUUUAAGUUACUCGAUUCUGAUUGGUUAAUGAGAGGUAUCAAAUCACGAUAACCAUCUCUUAUUGAAACAGACGAUUUAAAGCCUGUGUCACCAUGGAAGGUAAUAUUUGUAGAAAAGUAUUUCUUUCUCAAUCUUUGUCGGAAGGCAUUUUUAAAUAAUUAUACGUACAAUUAUGUGUGGAAAAACAUUUUAGGCAGAAAAACACAAUAGAAAUGGACUAAACGAGUGUAUUUUGAGUUUUGGGAACACAGAGGGGUAGCCAUUUGGUGUCUUUCUACAACCGACUGUGAUGUCAAAUGUUCUGCAUCACAAUGUGUGGUGUGACGCCAUAAUAUUGAUAUGUGAUGUAAGGAGCUUGUGAAUUUCGCUUAGUUUUCUUUAGGGGUGCACUCUUCAUGUAGGCUAAGGAAGUUGCUGUGCUAAACACUUUCAGUGCCUGUUUUAUGUGCAAAUAAGGUAUACACUUGGAAACAAACAAUUUGAGUAUAUACAGCCCCAAACUUUGUUUAUUAUCAGUGGUUCAUGAAUUCAAUACGAUAACCCACUCAAAAUAUUGAACUCAACCCACUCAAUGUCGUGGCUAACACCAAAGAGUUCACAUUACUUUUUGUCAUUGUAAAAUGAAGAUAAACACACUGUGCUUACAAUGUUGAACUAAUUGACCUGUACAUUUAAUUGCAUGUUCUGUUCAUGUUCAAAUUCAAUUUAGUGCAGUGCUAAAUAUACAGGUACCCAUGCUUCACUUUGACAACAUAGUAUGUUUAUCUCCUAAUUAUCACUUAUCUAUUAUUUCUCUAAAUCACAUCCCAAAUAAAACCUUCUUCUCACCCUUGGUAGAUCUAGCCAAUAAUAAAGCUAACACUUGCUAUGACGGAUCCAGCAUUGGUAAGUUUUGGGGCUAUGGUUUUUAUUAUUAUGUACAAAAAAUAAUGCAGAGAAACAAAUAUGUAUUUCUUCAUAUUCACGAUUUGAUCCCUUUACUUCAUGCCCAACCCACACAGGCACACGUGCAGCUGCUGCAGACUGACAGUGCAGCACUACCUGGCUGGCUGGCAAGGAAUGAGCAGUAUACCUUUAUGAGGGUCUUAGCAACCUUAUGGUGCAUGGUCUCCUUCUGAUUGGUAACUUUUGUUCUCUGUCCUGAAACAGCUGAAGAGAUUGUCUAGCUCCAAAAGAGAACUCUGGGGGAAAAAAUAAGAAUGUCCCUACAGAACCACAAGUGAGUAAGUGACCGUAAAAUGACUAAGUUUUGUUGUGGUUCAAUGAGGAUAUGAAGGACGAUGCUGAAAUCACAAUGCCAAGACUGCUGAAAUUGGUAGGACAUGUAGUACUAUAAGUGCACUCAAGUUUAAUAAUUUACAACAAGGAUUUAGUUUCUUAAGUAACAAGUGUCAAGUAUGUCUUUCUCUUAGACUUAAUUCUUAACUUUGGUCAUUUUUUACUAUGUUUUGAAAAUAGAAGAAUUUUUUACUCGAUUGUCUGCUAGUUGUUGUGAUACCUUGCAUAGCAUCACUAUGUUUGUCACACGUUUGUCAUCAUGGCAUUGUUCUUUUAUGUUCCUUUGAAGACAUAUUGAUGUCAUACUGUCUUUCAAAUCCAACAGACCAUAUUACACAGCCAAAUGAUACUCAAAGUAUUGAGAACUUAAGACAGCCACAUUUUCCUCCAUGGCUAAUAUAAAUGUAUAUCUUUCAGCUCACUCAGAAUAUGACUGGUGUGCACCAGUGGAUUGGCAUUAUCAUGUUUGCUUCAACACCUAUGCAGGCAGAUCUAUGAUCCAAAUAAAGCCUUAUAUUGGUUGUAGACUAACAGUUCGUUAGCAGACUUUGGCACAUCCUUGCAGAAUGUCAUUGCCUAAAUAUUUUACUAUUUAUGUAUGAGCCACAUCUUGGUCCUUUGUGUUGCUGAUGUUAUAAUGACAGUGUAUGAACAGGGCAACAUGUUGCUAGGAUAAGAUCAUAUUAAACUGCUAGAAGUGGAUGUAUUUUUUAUAAAUGUGUAUAAGAAAGAUAAUGUGUGUGAAUGUACUGUUAUUUAGGAUUUGUUAACAAAGUUGAUUGUCUGUCUUAGGAAAUCUGUUUGAAAGACUGUAAUACUGUUUUAACAUAUGUGAAGUAGAUGUGAUGAUUUAAUGGAGUUAAUGGAUGUUAAGCUCACCUGACCCAAAGCCAAAUGAGCUUUAGUCAUGGUCUGCUUGUCUGUCUUCAGUACCUGGUAACCUCAUCUCCUAAGUCCUAAGAAACAGUGAAGUAGGAACUUGGCAUGCUUGUUCCCACCAGAGAUAACAUCUCAAGAGGUGCACAUGAGAUGCUCAGUAUGACCAUCAGGACAGCAGAGUAAUGUCUAGAUUGUAGUUAAGCUUGACAUAUAUGUCCUGCUUUUUGUGAUAUUUAAAUAUUGACCUUUAUUUGGCCACUUUGAGCAUGUCCUACCUUCUGUGCACUCGCAGAUGUGUGCACAUCUCUGAAACUGCUAAACUGGUGAAGCUGAAGUUAGGUAGGCAAUUUUCUUUUAAUGAUGAGACACAAAUUGUGGUAUGUUGCUCAUUAUACAGGGUUUGUACAGGAUUUCAGUGUUAAAAUUCAAUGCCUUUUCUCUACAAGGCUCCAUCUCCAAAAUUCAAGUUAAUGCAAAUUUAUCAGUAUAUGCCAGGUACAUUUACCACCAUUAUCACAUGAAAACAUGGUUCACUUUGAGGACUUUUCUGUUCUAUUAUGGAUUCAGGCAUACAGAUGAAUCUAAUGCACACAGCCAGUUAUUGGAAGUCUGGUCCAGACUUGGUUAUUUAUUCAGUCAUAUAGCUGGAAUAUUGGUGAGUGCAGCGUUCCACAAGCAAAACACUUGUCUACAUACCGGUACUACAUGUAUUCCACAAUAGGUCAUUGUUUCUUGGAAGUUUGUAACAGGUUCUUUUUCCAACUCUAAAUGAACAUAUUUAUGUUUAUAUAAUUUACUUGCAAUGUGUAUUGAAGAAGGCAAUUACAGGGCUUUCAUGGCAUAUCCAUUUUCAAAACAAAGUUUGAAUGCAAUAUGUUGCAGACAGCAGCAUAAAAUAAAGUUGUUUUGUGUAUGAGGAAUAAAUUAUUUAUUUUUGCGUGUUUCCGUUUUGUUUACCUUAACAUGUUUAUUUGAUUUUGACUAUAUUUCCUGAAUCUCUGUUACCUUGUCACUCACCUGUGGUGUCUCAAUCACAUAAUUUUGUCCCAAAAUUUUCUCUUCUUUAUGUGUCUUCAUACAAUGUUGAUUAGCAGCAAUAUGUGGUAUGCCCAGAGGCCAAAUAAGAUGUGUCUGUAAAUAAUCAAGUCUGGACCAGACAAUCCAUUGAUGGCAUGCUUCAAACCAAGUCAGCGAGCCUGACCACCUGAUCCCCUUAGUCGCCUUUUAUGGCAAGCAUGGGUUAUCUGUCAAAAGAGUUACUGGAUAUAUGUUGUGUAGAAAAUGUUUUUUUGUGUGCAUUAACUCAUCUUCUUGUAGGACCUUUUGAUGUUCCAAAAUAUCAGGUGAGCUACACAGCCUUAUUGCUCCUUUUUUUACCAAAAUAAAAUAUUGUGUAAGAAUCUGAUUAGCUUGGACUUGGAUUUCAUAAAUUAUGACACUUGUAUGACAGGAAAUGGAAAAACCUGUCAUGGGAAGGUCGUGGUAUAAACUUUACUGUGGUAGUUAUCUGAUAACAAUCCUUGUUACCUUUACAAGUUGUAUUUAUUCAUAGUUCUAUGAAUGUCUUUACAAUA